GUGGUCGCCGCGGGGUUUCGGUGGCGAGGCGGCUCGCUAGCUGUGCGAUCCGCUGAGCGCGGCUGCCGGGGGCCCCGUGUUGAUGUCGGGAGGGAGGGAAGAUGGCGGCCGCGACGGCGGCGGCGGCGGCGGCGGCGGGCGGCCCGGUGGGGAAGGGGCGAGACAUCAGUUUAGCGGCCCUGCAGCGCCACGACCCCUAUAUCAACCGCAUCGUGGACGUGGCCAGCCAGGUGGCUCUGUACACCUUCGGCCAUCGGGCCAACGAGUGGGAGAAGACUGAUGUGGAAGGAACCUUAUUUGUUUACACAAGAUCUGCUUCUCCAAAGCACGGAUUCACCAUUAUGAAUAGGCUGAGCAUGGAAAAUAGGACUGAACCCAUUACUAAAGACCUGGAUUUCCAGCUCCAGGACCCUUUCCUUCUCUACAGGAAUGCCAGAUAUGAGAAAACUGAGAUACAAUGAGAUGGCAGACUCCAGACAAACCCACACAUUCUAAUUUCAGUCUAUUGCUUUUUCUGCACCACCUGUACUGCUUUCUCUGCUAUUAAACAUGAAUGAGAAUUGAAAUGUCCAUUUAUGGAAUUUGGUUUUAUGAUAAGGAAGAAUGCCAAAGAAUUGCAGAGCUUAUGAAAAACCUAACUCAGUAUGAACAGUUGAAAGCCCAUCAGGGAGCUGGAGCAGGACUCUCCCCAAUGAUCCUCAAUUCGGGAGAGGGCAAAGAAGUUGAUAUCCUACGAAUGCUCACCAAGGCCAAAGAUGAAUACACCAAGUGUAAAACCUGUUCAGAGCCAAAAAAGAUAACCAGUUCAUCUGCCAUCUAUGACAACCCCAAUCUCAUCAAACCAAUUCCAGUGAAACCCAGUGAAAACCAGCAACAGCGUAUACCUCAGCCCAGCCAGACCUUAGAACCUGAACCCCAACACUUGUCCUUGACAGCUCUGUUUGGGAAGCAGGACAAAGAGCCUCCACAGACUCUCUACCACCAUCAGCAGCAGCAGCAAGAGAAGCUUCUGAUUAGGCAGGGGAUGGUACGCUCUCUGUCCUAUGAGGAACCCAGAAGACACUCACCCGCCAUUGAGAAGCAGCUCUGUCCAGCCAUUCAGAAGCUCAUGGUCAGGAGUGCAGACCUCCACACAUUGUCAGAACUGCCUGAAGCCCGGCCCUGUGAAAAUGGCAAUACCCAUUCGGCAGGGGAAGUUUUUACUGGACUUGUCCAGCCAGGGUCUCCCCAUAACAUGAGGACUGCUCACAGUGUGCAAAGUUCCAGAACUCAGAACCUCUUAGAGAAACUUCAGAGUGCCCCAGGAGCCGCAAACAAGUAUGACCCUAUUCCACCAGCAGCUGCCAGCUCAGCUGCCCUGAACUGCAGCAGAGCUCCCCCUUCUGCCACCCUUGUGGCUCCAGGAAAGGGUCUGGCUCAGUCACCGCUGGUCUAUUUCAAUGGCUCCCUUCCACCUCAGGCCCUAGGACAUCAGGCUCAUGGGAGAGAACAGUCCAUACACCCAAGACAAAUGCUCCCCAUCCCUGGCAGUCAGACUGGCAGUUCCGGAGUGGUCUCUCCUCAGGAGUUACUGAAAAAGCUGCAGAUCGUGCAGCAAGAACAACAGCUGCAUGCAUCUAACCGCCCAGCCUUGGCAGCGAAGUUCCCUGUGAUCCCUCCGAGCUCUGGAACUGGGCGGCCCUUGGAACCCUGGAUCCACAAGGCCUCCAGCACAGAAAAGCAGACUCCUCUUUUGCAGGUCAUCUCACCUCAGUGCAUCCCUGCUACGGCGGCUCCUUCUCUGCUCAUGCCCCCCAUGGUGUUCACACAGUCCGCCUCUGUCCCACCAAAGGAAAGGGAUAGUGGGCUCUUGCCCAUGGAAAGCCAGGAGCCACCCGCAGCUUCCAGCAGCCUCCUUCUGCCUGUGCAGAGCCCGGAUCCCUCCGUGGUCACCGGCAGCCCACUCAGCAAGCUCCAGCUCCAGGAGGCACUGCUGUAUCUCAUCCAGAAUGAUGACAACUUCUUAAAUAUAAUCUAUGAAGCCUAUCUCUUCAGCAUGACACAAGCAGCCAUGAAAAAGACCGUGUGAGAGCAAAUCCUCUUAAAACUGAUUUUCAAGGUUCUUCUAGAACUCCAGCUCAAGGUUCUUUCAUGUCAAAUGGUGUUUCCUGAAAUGUUUCUGCCUUUUUAAAAAAGUAUGUGUAAUAUGAAGUAAAACGUUUCAGACUUUUUCU
Messenger RNA from Carlito syrichta (Philippine tarsier), 2213 nucleotides. It is a transcript of the gene DCP1B, whose product is annotated as decapping mRNA 1B. NCBI's taxonomy places the organism in Eukaryota, Metazoa, Chordata, Mammalia, Primates, Tarsiidae. Gene Ontology annotation, cellular component: P-body. Bases 554 to 2068 code for a protein of 504 amino acids. Gene Ontology annotation, biological process: deadenylation-independent decapping of nuclear-transcribed mRNA; deadenylation-dependent decapping of nuclear-transcribed mRNA; positive regulation of catalytic activity. The record is from RefSeq and is a predicted model, not a curated record. The transcript has 10 exons. Gene Ontology annotation, molecular function: enzyme activator activity; mRNA binding.